Molecule: messenger RNA, 1812 nt
Organism: Mytilinidion resinicola
Lineage: Eukaryota; Fungi; Ascomycota; Dothideomycetes; Mytilinidiales; Mytilinidiaceae
Exons: 3
Coding region: 1-1812 (603 amino acids)
Source: RefSeq, a predicted model, not a curated record
AUGCGCUUCGUCGUCGCGUGUAGUACAGUGAUAGCUUUGUCGUUCGUAUCCAGAUCUUUAGCCACUGCCACCGGGAGUCCCUUGGACGUGGAGUUUCAGCCUGCUGUUGAACCUCCUACCACUGCUCUGCCUUUGGCACCACCAGAAUUGCUGAAAAGAGCCUCAAAAACGACGAAACGACACAAACAUACAAGAAGACCACGCCCGCAUCCAAAGCGGCCACACCACCAUCCUACAACUGGUUGUACAACCACCGAACUCGUUAAGAAUGGCGACUUCAACAAGAACGUUAAGAGCUGGGACUUUUUAGGCGGAAGCGAUACCCAGUUCUUCUGGAUCAAAAGUUCAAAGAAACGCCCAUCACAUUCGGGAGCCGGACAAGCCUAUCUCUUCUUGCCUCGAGGCUAUACUACCCCUUGGCUGAGUACUACCAUACCUGCCAUAGAAUAUGGCAAUACCUAUACUGUCUCCGCGUGGCUUCGUUACAAAGCGCCGAAUGAUCUGAUAUUUACAUGGACGAUAUCAGCGCCAAAGCAUGCAUUCCGAGGAAACCAAACUGUGCUUGACAGGUCUUGCCUGGAGCUGGCAACGCCCUUGUCAACCCAGGAUUUGAAUGUCCUGACGGUAUCACGGCCUGGAACGCUGAGUCCUACUACGGCUCCGGGAAUGAUAGCAUUGUGCAGCACCAGCACUUUCUUCUACGAUUUCGAUAUCAGCACCAUCACUACAAAAUGGACCAAGUUCGAAGCCAACAACAUCGAAACAUCAACCUACGACUACCUCUACAUCGGUAUUUACCAAUGUGCCAGUGACCCCCAACCCGUCAUCUACCUCGACCACAUCUACUUCGGCAAAGACCCUUCCUCCCCUCCCGCUCCCAUGACCAGCUCACCCCCAGAACCCACCCCCACCCUGGGCCCCUGCACCACCACCCUCUCACUCAUCGACCCCAGCUUCGAGCUCCCCAACCUCGACACCUGGCUCUUCCACGACCAAUCCCCCAACGCCGACACCACCUUCUCCCUAAACUCGGCCUCCACCUACGGCCCGCCCACGCCGGCGCCGCCACCAUCAUGCAGCCAGUCCUCGGCCUCUGCGACGGCGCCUACACCAGCAGCGCGAGGUUCUACAUCCCUGAUGGCUACGACGCCGCCCUGUGCGUGUUCAGCUACGGCGUCUUCGCCGGCGCGACGGUCGCGCCGACCGCGGCGGGCGUGUGGACGCAGGUGGAGGUUGUGUUUCUGGUGCAGGAUGUUGAGGCGGCGUUUCCGUACGUGUAUGUUUCGGUUGAUUGUCGGAAUACGGGGGGGAUGGUUGUGUUGGUUGAUGAUGUUACGUUUGGGCCGCCCGCCGGUUUGUAGUGUUGUGCCGACCAUUUCUGAUGGCGGGUUUGAGAGUGGGGAUGUUAAGAUCUGGGAUGUGGGAUUUGGGGAGGGGGAUGAGACGUUCACUAUCACGACUGCGAAAGCGCAUACGGGUAAGAGGAGUGGCGUGUUGACAUUCCCCUCGGCCUCGAACAGCGCGGGUUUUAGCCGCGAGUUUGAUGCGUGCGUGGGCGGGAAGUAUACGUUCCAUAUGUGGUCCUAUAUGCCGAAAGCGUAUAAAAGUAGUCCGUGCUCAGUGAAUGCGUACGCGUGGUACACGGGGGAUUCCUAUAUAGAGGAUGUGGCAGUGUGGGAUACGUGGGUGGAAUAUAAGCUUGACUUUGUGGCGGGAGCGACGGUGGGGCAUAUGAAUUUCGGGGUUAGUUGUUUGAAUCGGUUGGGGAAGGUGGUGGUAUUUUUGCAUGAUGUUGGGAUUACGGUGAGGUAA